Leptinotarsa decemlineata (Colorado potato beetle) is the source of this 1020-nucleotide messenger RNA. RefSeq names its product DNA replication complex GINS protein Psf3 (gene Psf3). Gene Ontology annotation, cellular component: GINS complex. Gene Ontology annotation, biological process: mitotic DNA replication initiation. The record is from RefSeq and is a predicted model, not a curated record. Lineage: Eukaryota; Metazoa; Arthropoda; Insecta; Coleoptera; Chrysomelidae.
AUUUGUAGGUAUUCUUUUUAUUGCAAAUUUGAAAUGAUCGUUUUAUCAUGUCCAGUUUUUAAUUUUUGUAUUACAUUUUCGAUUUGAAAUUUUUUAAUUCAAGUUUUGGGAAAUGUAGUAACGAAUUCGGUUUCAAGAUGCCCCUGCAGACCGGUUAUUAUCCAAAUUAUUAUUCCAUUGACGAUAUCUUGGCAACGCAAGAACGAACUCCUUGCAAAUUUCUCAUGAAUGUUCCAAAGAUGGGGCACCUGAAUCCAUCAGUUCUGGAAAAAGACUUAUCAGCUGGAACGUCGCUGGAGUUACCGAUAUGGUUGGUUCGGGAAAUGUCUUCAGGUCGUCAGCCAAUCGUGUCACCAGAUUUACCCAAGAUAUUCAAGGAGUCUUACAGGGAAAUCCUCAAAGCUGAUGCAGCUGCAGUUGAUCUGCAUAAGUUCAGCUUAUUUUUUUAUGAGAUGGGAGCUCAUGUAAAACAUUUUGACCGCAAAGGCGAUGUACAUGAAAUUUUGUUACACACAUUCAAAACACGUUUCAGGCAGCUGAUGGACCUUGCUGAUAAUUCAAUAUCGGAUCCUUCCGUCCAGGAACGUUUAGAUUCUUUGGAGCGAAGAGUUUUCCAAGACGCCUCUAAAGCAAGGACGAAGCUGAACACUUGGUUGGUGGAUUCAGGUGCAUUAUUAGAAGCAGCAAAUAUGGUUGUAAAUCACAAGAAACGGAAAAGGAUAAAUAUGGAGGAAUUGUUGUGAAUAGUUUUGAAAUAUAUAAUUAACAUUCAAUAAUUUUAUGUAUAAGUGGGGUUAUGCAAAGAAAGGUGUAUACAUUUCAGAGUUUGGCAAAUAUGUCAAGAUUCUUUCGAAUGAUCUCAUUGAUACAGUUCAGCUAAAAGUUCCUCCAAGAUAAGCAAUGAAAAAAAUGUUGGUACUGCUAUUUUCUGUGAAUCAUAUUGAUACAUUUUUUUUAUUAAAUAUGAUGAAAACUCUGUUCGUCUGAACAACAGGAACAAGUUUUUCAUGUUCUCUUUUA